Messenger RNA from Rangifer tarandus platyrhynchus (Svalbard reindeer), 1305 nucleotides. Lineage: Eukaryota; Metazoa; Chordata; Mammalia; Artiodactyla; Cervidae. The record is from the annotation of a GenBank genome assembly.
AUGAAACCGGUGAGCAGAGUCCUGUGGCUGGGCUGCGUGCUGGUCUUUUGCUUCCAGGUCCUGGUUCCCUGCGGGCUCCCUGGGGUUUGCGGCCUGGACAACGGCUUGGCGAUGACCCCUACCAUGGGCUGGCUGCACUGGGAGCGCUUCAUGUGCAACGUGAACUGCCAAGAAGAGCCAGAUUCCUGUAUCAGCGAGAAGCUCUUCCUGCAGAUAGCUGAGAUCAUGGCCUCAGAUGGCUGGAAGGAUGUAGGUUAUGAGUACAUCUGCAUUGAUGACUGUUGGAUGGCUCCUGAAAGAGAUUCAAAAGGCAGACUUCAGGCAGACCCUAAACGCUUUCCUGGUGGGAUCCGCCGCCUAGCUAAUUAUGUUCAUAGCAAAGGACUGAAGCUAGGGAUUUAUGCAGAUGUUGGAAACAAAACCUGCGCAGGCUUUCCUGGGAGUUUUGGAUACUAUGACAUUGAUGCCCAGACCUUCGCUGACUGGGGAGUAGAUCUGCUAAAAUUUGAUGGUUGUUACUGUGAUAGUAUACAACAUUUGGCAGAGGGUUAUAAGCAAAUGUCCUUGGCCCUGAACAGGACUGGCAGAAGCAUUGUGUACUCCUGUGAGUGGCCCCUUUAUAUGUGGCCCAUUUUUAAGCCCAAUUACACAGAAAUCCGAGAGUACUGCAAUCACUGGAGAAAUUUUGCUGACAUUUAUGAUUCUUGGCAAAGUAUAAGGAAUACCUUGGACUGGACAUCUUCUAACCAGAAGAUAAUUGUUCCUGUUGCAGGACCAGGAGGUUGGAAUGACCCAGAUAUGUUGGUGAUUGGCAACUUUGGCCUCAGCCGGGAUCAGCAAAUAACUCAGAUGGCCCUCUGGGCUAUCAUGGCGGCUCCAUUACUCAUGUCCAAUGAUCUCCGACACAUCAGCCCUGAAGCCAAAGCCCUUCUUCAGGAUAAGGAUGUAAUUGCCAUCAACCAGGACCGCUUAGGCAGGCAGGGGUACCGACUUAGAAAGGAGAACAACUUUGAGGUGUGGGAACGCCCUCUCUUGAACUUAGCAUGGGCUGUGGCUAUAGUAAACCUGCAGGAGAUAGGUGGACCUCGUUCUUACACCAUCUCUGUUACUUCCUUGGGUCGAGGACUGGCCUGUAAUCCUGACUGCCUGAUCACAGAGCUCCUGCCUGAGAAGAGGAAGCUUGGGUUUUAUGAAUGGACUUCAAGUUUAAAAACUCAAAUAAAUCCCACAGGCACUGUUUUGCUUAGGCUAGAAAGAACAAGCUCAGUUCAGUUCAGUUACUCAGCUGUGUCUGACUCUUUGUGA